UGUCAGAGAAAAAAUUUCCAUCCUAACCCUAACCUAGCUUCUAGCCAUGUCAACAAAAACAUUCAAAAAUAAAUAAAAUAUAAAUAAAAUGUAGCACUGUGAUGUAGCAUAUUGUAGCAUAUUUAAUCACAAAUUGUAACAAGAGUAAUGGUUAGCAUAAAUAAAUCGUUUAUUUAUGGGGUUGGAUUUGCCUCUCUAACGUGGAUAAUAUCUCUGUACCUAUAUACUCAGCUCUCUAUAAAUUCUAAUGGAUACUCUAAAGACUUUACUUCUAAUUCCGAGAUACUCAGAAACGAUGUGGUAGACAAAGUAUCAAAGUUUAAAAGAAAAUAUGUAGAUAAAAGUUAUUAUAAAAAGAAUCAAGGGCACCCGUUUAAUAAUAAAGCAUUGGUCGAAAGAUUAAAGCCAGUGGAGAAAUACAAACAAGAAGCAAACAAUAAUGUAGAAAAAGAUCUUUUUGAAUUAGGGUUAGUACAAAAUGUUGAAGAACAAAAAAUUAAAGAUGAAGGAUAUAAAGUUCAUGCUUAUAAUAUUUUGAUAAGCAAUAAGCUAGAUUUGCAUAGAUACAUUCCAGAUACAAGAAACUCAUUAUGUAAAAAUAUUUCUUAUGAAACUAAUUUACCAUCUGCUAGCAUUAUAAUUUGUUUCUUUAAUGAACACAACACUACACUUUUAAGAACAGUUCAUUCAAUAUUAGACCGCACACCUGAUAACCUACUGAAUGAAAUUAUAUUGGUAGACGAUUAUAGUGACUUAAAAAAUUUACACGAAGACAUAGAAAGCUAUAUAAAGUCUCAUAAACUAAAUAAAGUGAAAUUAUUUAAAACCGAAAGGAGAGAGGGACUCAUAAGGGCUAGAAUUUUUGGAAGCCAAAAAGCUAAAGGAGAAGUGUUAGUAUUCUUGGAUAGCCAUGUAGAAGUUAACAGAGGCUGGAUGGAACCACUACUAACUAGAAUCAAGGACAAAAAAUCAAAUGUUGUAAUGCCAGUCAUUGAUAUAAUAAAUCCUGACACUUUUGCUUACAGUAGCAGUCCAUUAGUACGAGGGGGUUUUAAUUGGGGAUUACAUUUUAAAUGGGAGAACCUUCCUAAAGGUACGCUUUCUAAACCAGAAGAUUUUGUUAAAUCUAUAAAAUCACCAACAAUGGCAGGUGGUUUAUUUGCAAUAAAUCGAAAGUAUUUUAUUGAUAUUGGGGAAUAUGAUGCUGGAAUGAAUAUUUGGGGUGGAGAAAACUUGGAGAUUUCAUUUAGGAUUUGGAUGUGUGGUGGUUCAUUGGAAUUAAUUCCUUGCAGUCGUGUAGGACAUGUAUUCAGACACAGAAGACCAUAUGGGUCACCUGACGGAGAAGACACAAUGUUGCACAAUUCAUUAAGGGUUGCCAAUGUCUGGAUGGAUGACUAUAAGGAAUAUUUUUAUAAUCAGAAUAAGCAUGCUAAAGAUGUUAACUUUGGAGAUGUCACUUCCAGAAUUCAGUUAAGGAAAGAAUUAAAAUGUCAAGAUUUUGACUGGUAUUUGAAAAAUAUUUAUCCUGAAUUGAUACUUCCAUCGGAUGAUGAAGAAAGAUUAAAGAAAAAAUGGUCAGCGUUAGAACAUGACAAAUAUCAACCAUGGCAUUCUCGAAAAAGAAAUUAUAUCGAUGAAUUUCAAAUCAGGUUGAAAAAUAGCUCUCUAUGUAUUCAAAGUGCCAAAGAUGUAAAGACAAAGUCUAGUCUUUUAGUUCUGAGACCUUGCAUAAAAAGCAAAAAUCAAAUUUGGUAUGAAACUGAUAAAAACGAGCUUGUUUUGGCACAAUUAUUAUGUUUGCAAGCUGCAACUCCCAAUCCCAUUCUAUACAAAUGUCAUGAAUUAGGCGCAGACCAAGAAUGGAAACAUAAAGAAGGGACAAAUUCACCGAUUUAUAAUCUAGGAGCGGGUACUUGUUUAGGGGUGAGUAAGAGAAAGGUCAAUGCAACUCUCGAAAUGAAACUUUGCACUGACCCAAACUUAAGUACUUGGGAUUUUAUUAAUGUAUAGUUUUUCGAAUCUUUUGCUGAUCUGUUUUGGCUGUAUAUCUGAACAAUAUUUAGCGAAUAUUUUUUACUCUGCUAAAUGAUAUUUGAAGCAAUUUAUUGAUAUUAAUUAUCGAUCUAACAUAUUUUAUACUAAUUUUUAUUUUGAAUCUCUCUUUUUUACUAUUUAAUUUAUAUUGUAUAUCUAAAGAAUAACUAUUUUUACAUUGGGCAAAUGAAGUGGAUAUUAUAUAUAAUUUAUUGAUAUUGGUUAUUCAUCAAAUAUUUUAAUUUGUCUCUUUUAAGGUGUUUUGUAUUUUUUAUUCUGGCAGAAAUAAAAGUUUUUAUGUUUA
Molecule: messenger RNA, 2341 nt
Organism: Sitophilus oryzae (rice weevil)
Lineage: Eukaryota; Metazoa; Arthropoda; Insecta; Coleoptera; Curculionidae
Product: polypeptide N-acetylgalactosaminyltransferase 35A-like
Exons: 9
Coding region: 148-2013 (621 amino acids)
Biological process (GO): regulation of Notch signaling pathway
Cellular component (GO): Golgi apparatus
Molecular function (GO): Notch binding
Source: RefSeq, a predicted model, not a curated record